UGUUUAAGUUAUUGUCACGUUGCAAUCAACUCCUUUCUAUAUGUGUCGCUUGUGCGACUUUUGUGAGGUAUAAUUAUUAGAUGUAGCAGUAAAUAUUUACUGUCUCUGCAGACGGACUGUUAUUGAUUUGACAAGAGCAAAACCGGCAGUUUGCCGAACUCACCCGAGAAUCGACUUACUGCAUUAGAGGUGAAGUCGAAGGCUGCCCAUUACAGUUCAGGUACAUUCAGAGUUUGAAUGAGUUUGAUCAUAAAUCGGUUUAAGACAUUUUGACUUGCUUCAGACAAUAAUGGAAUUAAGUACAACUGCUGGGGUGCUUUCUACGGGAACUUCUUCACCCGAGAUGUCUACACCGGGCAUAAUCUCAAUUCUGACCCCGAUCCAACGAGUCAUUCUUACCAGCAUUAUGAUCUUCAUUUGCAUCGUGGGCGUCUUGGGCAACAUCAUCGUCAUCUCUGCCGUUAUCCUGUCCAAGAAACUCAGGUGUGUCACUAACAUCUUCGUGGUGAGUCUCGCCGUGGCCGACUUGAUGACUUGCCUGAACAUUCCGUGGAUGGCAGUGGCCACUCUAUCCGAGGCCGGCUGGAUUCUGCCCGAUUGGAUCUGCACCGCGUGCGGGUUUGUACUGAUGGUAUGCAUCGGCAGUAGCAUUUACACCUUAGCUUGCGUGGCUACCAUCCGUUCCGUGGUGAUAACGGGUUUGCCUGGCCGCUGCCGGACAUUGUACACUCCUCCUAAGAUCUGUGCAAUCCUCAUCCUCAUCUGGACGGUACCUUUGGCCGUAGCCACCAUACCUCUGGUGUCUAACUUCGGCAAGCUUGGAUACGACUUCAAGUAUAGCUCGUGCACAUGGGAUACAAGCAACCCUAACUCAGGGAAUUUCAGCAAGUUAAUAUCCGGUGUUUUCUACCCGCUACCAUUCAUCAUCAUCACGUACAGCUACUUCAAAAUCUACCGGCACGUGCGCCGUCACUCCCGGGCCGUGGCGCCCAUUUUAAGCAUCAGUUCAUCGGUAGCGGUCCGGCCAAGCGAGAACAGACCAAACGCAACGGGGGAAAACAUCGCCAUGAACCCCAACAACAAUUCUCGUGAUCACCGGACGGGAAACAGCUUUCGAGAGAGACUCAACAAACGACAAGUUGAUGUGACUAAAAACAUGUUUUACAUUGUGUGUGCAUUUGUUUUGUGCAUAUCACCUUUUGGAUUCUGUCUUAUGUAUGAUGCCAGUGACCCUUUUGUGCCAUAUGCUGGCAUGUUUUUAUUCGGCAAUAGCUGUAUAAAUCCUUUCAUCUACGCCACAAAGCACCCUGAUUUUAAGAAAGUCAUCCGACUUAUGCUUACCUGUAAAUUUUCCAAAAUAUAAAAAAACUGAAAAUCGUAUAGUAUAUACUUAAAAAAACUAAAAACAAAUAUACAAGGUUGUUAUGGUUCAUAUAAAUCAUAACAAGACAAAGCAAACGUAUAGUAAAGCUGGUCAAAGAGCACACAAAAAUCUAUUUAAUUUAUUCAGAAUGACUUCACCGGAAGUCACGUACAAAGAGGACAUUAUGCUGGGACCAUUGAUCUUACUAAUGGAGAUCAAUGGCUGGGACCAUCAAAAACAAAUACGUGUGAAGAGAUCUGAUUUGCCUAAGUGUAGAACAGUGCACAAAAAGCGGGGUUCGAUUUAACACCGGUGCUAUCUAUAUAGGUCCAUCAGUGUAAAUAAUUUUUUCCGUUGACGAUUGUUGAAAGGCUACAGAAGAAAGCGCCUCUCAACAACCUACCCU
This is a messenger RNA of Patiria miniata (bat star), 1769 nucleotides long. RefSeq names its product octopamine receptor 1-like. Bases 290 to 1363 code for a protein of 357 amino acids. The transcript has a single exon. Gene Ontology annotation, cellular component: membrane. The record is from RefSeq and is a predicted model, not a curated record. Gene Ontology annotation, biological process: G protein-coupled receptor signaling pathway. Lineage: Eukaryota; Metazoa; Echinodermata; Asteroidea; Valvatida; Asterinidae. Gene Ontology annotation, molecular function: G protein-coupled receptor activity.